Messenger RNA from Cladophialophora bantiana CBS 173.52, 375 nucleotides. RefSeq lists its product as uncharacterized. The transcript has a single exon. The coding region runs from base 1 to 375 and encodes 124 amino acids. The record is from RefSeq and is a predicted model, not a curated record. NCBI's taxonomy places the organism in Eukaryota, Fungi, Ascomycota, Eurotiomycetes, Chaetothyriales, Herpotrichiellaceae.
AUGUCACUGGUUGAACUCAAGGAAGACGAGAAAAGCUUAAGCUUCCUUCAUAGCGAAGGUCAAAUUCGCGAAAACGGUGACGAUUCCAGUGUCGAAAUUGACUUGGAACCCAUCAUCCACCAGCGUAUUCCUCAUGAUGAUGAAGUUGAGGAAUAUCACUCGGUGCUAAAUCGCUGCUAUGAAUCGAUGAACAAGUUGACGGAGGCGCAGAAAGAAGUAGGAAGUGCCCAGCAAGGUCCGCUUACAGAAGAAGACGUCAAAGUUCUGGAAGGGGAGGUCGCUCUUUGUGACAAACUGUCCGAGUUGAUGCAAAAAGAAUCACGCACUCUCACCUCGCAAAUUCUCCAUGCAAAGCGGAACCAUCUAGGCGAUUAA